Saitoella complicata NRRL Y-17804 is the source of this 1113-nucleotide messenger RNA. Its product is annotated as protein phosphatase methylesterase. NCBI's taxonomy places the organism in Eukaryota, Fungi, Ascomycota, Saitoellomycetes, Saitoellales, Saitoellaceae. Gene Ontology annotation, molecular function: protein methylesterase activity. Gene Ontology annotation, biological process: protein demethylation. The coding region runs from base 1 to 1113 and encodes 370 amino acids. The transcript is spliced from 4 exons. The record is from RefSeq and is a predicted model, not a curated record.
AUGAAGCCAACUCCACUCUCGGCCUUACCUGAGGACGGCGUAGCAACCGAGCAGCAUGAUUACUCCAGCGCGUCGAGCGAUAGCAGCGGCGUGUCCGCGUCCUCGGCUUCGACGAUUACCCCGGCAGACUUCAACUUUAGACGUCCACAAAGGAUUCCCACGUCUGACACCGAACCACUGCCAUGGUCGGACUUUUUCGCACACGAACUUGACCUCCAUCCCGACCCAUCCUCCCCAUCUACCUUUCGCAUGUAUUACAAUCCUCCAAACUCGAUCACAGGCCCACUAUUUGUCGCGCACCACGGCGCCGGUUCCUCCGCUCUCUCCUUCGGACUACUCGCAUCCGAGAUCCAGCGCUUGAUGGCUGGUAAAGCCGGGUUCCUCUGCUUCGAUGCUCGGGGGCAUGGUAGUACACAGGUCGAAAACGAGCACGAUCUAAGUCUAUUGACUCUAGGAGACGACAUGGCUGCCGUCGUGGGCGCAGUACAAACGAAAUUCGGCUGGGAGAAAUUACCGGACAUCGUCCUUGUCGGCCAUAGUCUCGGUGGAGCGGUCGUGACGGAUCUCGCUAACCGACGGUUGCUUGGCCCGGCCGUCAUGGGAGUUGCUGUGUUUGAUGUAGUAGAAGGUUCAGCGAUUGAGGCCCUAAAACAUAUGCACAGAAUACUGGAAGCGCGGCCGGCUGGGUUUGCAUCGAUAGCCCAAGCUACUGAGUGGCAUCUCCGAACACGCGUCCUCCGAAAUAAGAGAUCAGCCCGCCUUUCCGUUCCCCCACUCCUCCUCGAAGAGACCUCUGGCGGCCCCAAACCCUUCCGCUGGCGAACCGAUCUCGUAUCAACCUCACCCUCCUGGUCCCACUGGUUCCUCAACCUCUCCUCAAAAUUCCUCUCCAUCCCCGCCUCUAAACUCCUCAUCCUCGCCGGCACGGACAGACUGGAUAAACCUCUCAUGAUCGGCCAAAUGCAGGGAAAGUAUCAGUUGAACGUCUUUCCGGAGGCCGGGCAUUUCUUGCAUGAGGAUUGUCCGGAGAGGACGGCGGAAGUGCUUGUGGAGUUUUGGAGGAGGAAUGAUAGGGGGGCAUUGGUUUUGCCGAAGAAGAUUGGUGAAAUGUGA